AUGUCGCUCGAUACCGGCGCGUUUUUCAGCCGCCAACAAAGCGGCGAUGUCGCUGCCCUUGCCGCCGCGGUCGCUGCUUCUUCUUCCAUGCGUCAUUCUGAUUACGUCUUUGACGCCACGUCAGAAGACGACGAAGAGGAGAUGAUCUCGCCGCUUCAGGCUGCCAACCGUGUCGCGUCGCGACGCGCGUCCGUCUCUGACGCUUCAUCCGCCAGGUCCGCCGCCGCGUCGCUUUCCGAAGCGCGCCAACUUUGGCAAGACGAGACGAACAUGCGCUGUCACUCCCAGCCGAAGCGGGUAAAUUCACUCAAUGAUCUUUAUAACUAUGGAGGUUACAAUAAUGGCGGUUACGAUAAUGGCGGCGGCUACGACAGCGAGUUCAACGGUUACAACGCCGCUGUAGGGCAGCAGAGUCCGGCGUUUUCCCAACUUGAGCGCCAGCCGUCGUGCGGCCGCUCCUGCGGAGGCUGCGGCGCGGGCGGAAGCAUGCGCUCGUCGCGCUCCCCCUCGCCGGCUCCGUCAGUCCGAUCCGCUUCCGCCGCCGCCUUCCCUGACUUCGAGGGCGGCGAUAUCGCUAGGGGCUUCUCCGCCCUGGAUUCCGCCGAUUGCGCAACCGGCGGAAGGAGCGGGCGGCGCGCGCUUCACCGCAGCGCUGGCAGCGCGCAAGAUGGAUCUACGCGGCCCGCUUUUCCAGAUUAUGACGCUUCCGCGGCCGCGGCUGCAUGUGGGCUCGUUCCGUCACCGUCGCUGCCACCGCCGGGGUUGGCGCAGUGGCAGCAGCAGCAGUCGUUCUCGAGAUCUGCCUCUUACAGCCGCAACGAUUCCCGCGAAUACGAUUCCCAGCGCGACCCACGGCCUGCGCCGCGCGCGCGGUUCCCCUCCGCGCCGUCGACACCCGUCCGUCGAACGAGCCUGGACCACCGCGCGAUGAGGGCGAAUCUUCCGCACCCCGCGGACGCGUCCGCCUUUGUGGCGUCGCUCCGCGGCGGGAGUCCCGCGGACGCUCGAAGCGUGUUCACCGCGAUCGAUUCGGACAGCGAGAGCCAAUGCGACGACGGGGAGAUUGCUGACGAGGAGGGGAGUGUGAAGUCGGGUUACUCGUUGCCUUCGCCACAUGACGCAGGGGCGGCGGAGGAGAGGCGUAGGGAGCGGGAGAAGCGGGAAUGGAUGCUCCUCCCUCUAGACACCGAAGACUCUUCCGUGCUCGACGUACUUUUCACUAAUUCUGUUAUCAUCUCCCUUGCACUCAUCUCGUCUCUUUUCACCCUCCGCUCGUCACCCGCACAGCUCCUCCCUCUAGACACCAAAGAGUCAUCGGUGCUCGACGUGUUGGUGGUCGGCUGUGGGCCGGCGGGGCUCUCUAUCGCGGCAGAGUGCGCCAAACGCGGACUAACGGUGGGGCUGGUUGGCCGAGAUGCACCCUUCGUCAACAACUAUGGCGUCUGGCUCGACGAAUUCAAAGCCAUUGGGUUGGACCACUGCAUUGACCAAGUGUGGACCGACACUAUUCUAUACACAGACUCCGAUGUUCCCAUCACCACGGGGAGGGCGUAUGGCCGAGUAGAGCGCUCAAGACUCCACAACGAGCUCGUUCUGAGAUGCCAGCAGGCGGGAGUGCGGUAUGUGGAGAAGGAGGUGGAGAGCAUGGAUGACGAUGCACGGAGCAGCUCAGUGGCGUGCACUGAUGGGUCACGCAUCAACAGCAGGCUCGUUGUGGUGGCGGCUGGAGCAGCUUCUGGGAAGUUUCUCAAGUACGACAAUGACACGAGAGGCGUGGGCGUGCAAACAGCAUACGGCAUCGAAGUGGAGCUGGACUCAGCCUACCCGUACAACCCAGCCAGCAUGCUGUUCAUGGACUACCGGGACCUCCAACGCUCCAGGGAGGAGCUGGCAGCCGAAGGGGAGCUCUUUCAGCGCCCCAGCUUCCUCUACGCCAUGCCUUCCACCCCCACACGGGUCUUCUUCCAAGAGACGUGCCUGGCAUCCCGCCCUGCAAUGCCGUUCGACAUGCUCAAGACGCGCCUGCGCAGCCGGCUGGCGCAGCUGGGGGUCAAAUACACCGUCACGCACGAGGAGGAGUGGUCCUACAUCCCUGUGGGCGGCUCUCUCCCUCUUACCACGCAGCAGCACCUGGGCUUUGGUGCUGCUGCGUCCAUGAUUCAUCCUGCCACAGGCUACUCUAUCACUCGCUCUCUCACCGAAGCUCCCCACUACGCCACUGCCCUCGCUGCUGCUCUGCGCUCUCCCAGCCGAACUUCUCUAGAAGCUGCAACUCAAGCCUGGGACCACCUGUGGUCAGCGGAGCGCAAGAGGCAGCAAUCAUUCAUGAUAUUCGGCCUUGAGCUCAUUCUACAGCUCGAUGCACCAGCCACCCGAGACUUCUUCAACGCCUUCUUCAAGCUGCCCCCCAGGUUAUGGCGGGGCUUCCUGGCGUCCAACCUCUCCUCCCUCGACCUCCUCCUCUUCGCCUUCUCCACCUUCCUGGUCGCCUCCAACCCUCUCCGCUUCCGCCUCAUCCACCAUCUCAUCACCGACCCCAGCGGGGCAAACCUCCUUUGCACUUAUGCUGGAAUCACGAACCUCUUUUUUCCACCCCUGUUCACCCCAUUCCACCCAUCUCCACCCCUCUCCACCCCUCUCCACCCCUCUCCACCCCGCAGGCUAUGGCGGGGCUUCCUGGCGUCCAACCUCUCCUCCCUCGACCUCCCCCUCUUCGCCUUCUCCACCUUCCUAGUCGCCUCCAACCCUCUCCGCUUCCGCCUCAUCCACCACCUUAUUACCGACCCCAGCGGGGCAAAUCUCAUCCGCACUUACGCUGGAAUCAAGAACCCACCAGCCGAGAAACAAGAGUAG
This is a messenger RNA of Closterium sp. Naga37s-1, 2853 nucleotides long. The record is from the annotation of a GenBank genome assembly. NCBI's taxonomy places the organism in Eukaryota, Viridiplantae, Streptophyta, Zygnematophyceae, Desmidiales, Closteriaceae.